Messenger RNA from Racocetra fulgida, 1324 nucleotides. Lineage: Eukaryota; Fungi; Glomeromycota; Glomeromycetes; Diversisporales; Gigasporaceae. The record is from the annotation of a GenBank genome assembly.
AUGUACGGUGAUAUAGCUCUUUGGAACCUCGACGAGAAAAGAUUAUCACAUAUUAUCAAAGGUGCUCAUGAUGGAUUAAUCCCUUCGAUACAAUUUCUUAACGGCCAGCCUAUAUUACUUACUUCUGGAGCCGAUAAUUCUAUAAAGGAAUGGAUUUUUGACUCUUUGGAUGGAGUUGAGCCUCGUCUUUUAAAGUCAAGGAGUGGUCAUCAUGCUCCUCCAACUAAAAUUGAAUUUUAUGGAUCAGAUGGUCAUUUCAUUCUAAGUGCAGCUGGUGAUAGGUCAUUAAGAGCAUUCUCAUUUAUACGAGAUUCACAAAGCGUAGAAUUGUCUCAAGCUGAGGUAAAGCAGAAAGAGUGGGAUAAUAUUAUUUCUUGUCAUAUGAAUAAUAAUGGGGCUCGGACAUGGUCAUUUCAAUCCAAAGUUAUUGGCAAACAUGUCCUUCGUACGUUUGAUGGAUCACAUAUUAAGAUUUGGGAUUUUAAUACAGCAAAAGUUAAGAGCACGAUAGAAAUAGAGUCUCCAAUAUCAGUUUUACGAUUUCAUACCGAAAAUGAUUUGUUGGCAGUCGUUAGUGAUGACUUGUGUAUUCGAGUUAUAGAUGUAGAAACUAAUAAAGUUAUUAGAGAGUUUUGGGGGCAUAAAAAUCGAAUAACAGAUUUGACAUUUAGUCCCGACGGACGGUGGAUCGUUUCUACAUCUCUUGAUGCUACAAUUCGUACUUGGGACCUUCCAACUGGCCAUCUAGUAGACAUAUUUCGAGUGGAAAAUGUCCCAACUAGUAUAACAUUCUCACCAAAUGGUGAUUUUUUGGCAACUUCACACGUAGAUCUUGUGGGAAUCUUCUUAUGUGUUACAUUGAGGAGAAUAGAUGAUGACAAUGAUAUUUCUUUGGUUGAGCUUCCAACCACAUUGGGCAUAGAAGAUAACAAUGAAGAUUUGUUUGUGUCUAAUUCUAAUGAAACAAAUGAUGUUUCAUUUGAAACACCGGAACAGCUCACGGAGCAAAUGAUAACUUUAUCAUCGCUUCCGAAGUCUAAAUGGCAAAAUUUAUUGAAUUUAGAAACUAUUAAGGAACCUCCCAAAGCUCCAGAGAGGCCACCAUUUUUCCUCCCUACACUGCCCGGAGUUGAUCCAAAAUUUGUUCCUUCCAUUUCCUUAAACGAAUCUGAGAAAGAAAAGAAACAAAAAGGUGGUAAAACCUUAAAUGCGAUAAAAUCAAGACUAAAAUCUAAAAAAGAUUUUGAAUUGGUUCAAGCAUAUUUAAAUCACUUUUUAAAAAUUUAUGGCGAUAUUAUUACUAGUAAUUACGAAUCACUUGGAA